AUGUCAGCCGUGGUGCUGCAGCAGAUUCAGCUCAAAAUGGAUAUGAUCCCUGCUGUCACGCAGCCUCGCAGCCUCGCGGCGCUGAUAAUCCUGCUAAUUAUGGCGGGCAAUGAACAAAUUGUGCCUGAUUCGAAUUUGUAUUACGCUCAUGAUGAUAAGGCUCCAGAUGACUGGCAAUCAUACCAGACUCUUCGCCAAGCCGGUGUUCAUGUUCCUGCCGAUGAGAGGAUGUUUGAGACAUACGAAUCUUGCCAUCUAGUCGCCGUGCUUUCUGAUUCCGGUGAAGAGGAGAAUUCGUUAUUCCAAGCACCUAUCGUCGAAAAACCGUUGCACAUACUUGACAUUGGUACUGGAAAGGGCACAUGGGCGAUUGAAGUUGCGGAUACGCUACCAGAAACAACCGUUCGUGGAGUAGAUCUGUUCCCUCCUCCCGUGUCUUGGUUACCACCCAACUGCAUUCUAGAAGUCGAUGACAUCCUCGAAGAUUGGACAUGGCGAGAGCCAUUUGACUUGAUUCAUCUUCGAAUCCUUGAUUGUGCAUUCACUUCCGAAGAAACUGAAAAUGUCUAUAAGCAAUGCUACGAUCACAUGCAACCAGGUGGAUGGAUUGAACAACUAGAAAUGAGUUCUUUCCUCGAAUGCGACGACGAAAGCGUGGCGGACGAUAGUAUUCUUCGAACUUGGGGUCCCCGCUUAACAAAAGCCGCCGAGAAAUCAGGUCGAAGAUUCGGAAUAAUGCAUACCAUGCGCGACUCUAUUGCAAAGGCUGGGUUCACCGAUAUUCAUGUAAAAGAAUACAAACUGCCUGUCGGACCUUGGCCUCGAGAUAAACGGUUAAAGGAGAUUGGUUCGGUCAACUUUCAUCACUGGGCAGAUGGAAUGGAUGGCUAUUCUAUGUGGCUUUUAACGAGAUAUGGUGAUCCGGACGAGGAUAUGGGCGAGGAGACCACUGGAAGAACAUACCAGGGCAGAUUCAAUAAUUAA
Molecule: messenger RNA, 984 nt
Organism: Penicillium malachiteum
Lineage: Eukaryota; Fungi; Ascomycota; Eurotiomycetes; Eurotiales; Aspergillaceae
Exons: 11
Coding region: 1-984 (327 amino acids)
Molecular function (GO): methyltransferase activity
Source: RefSeq, a predicted model, not a curated record